This is a messenger RNA of Penaeus chinensis, 921 nucleotides long. RefSeq lists its product as uncharacterized. The record is from RefSeq and is a predicted model, not a curated record. The transcript is spliced from 2 exons. NCBI's taxonomy places the organism in Eukaryota, Metazoa, Arthropoda, Malacostraca, Decapoda, Penaeidae. The annotation marks the transcript as partial.
UCAUCAUCAUCAUCAUCACCAUCAUCAUCACCAUCAUCAUCAUCAUCAUCAUCAUCAUCAUCAUCAUCAUCAUCAUCAUCACCAUCAUCACCAUCAUCAUCAUCAUCAUCAUCAUCAUCAUCAUCACCAUCAUCAUCAUCAUCAUCACCAUCAUCAUCAUCAUCACCAUCAUCAUCAUCAUCAUCAUCAUCAUCAUCAUCAUCAUCAUCAUCAUCAUCAUCAUCAUCACCAUCAUCAUCAUCAUCACCAUCAUCAUCAUCAUCAUCAUCAUCACCAUCACCAUCAUCAUCAUCAUCACCAUCAUCAUCAUCAUCAUCACCAUCAUCAUCAUCAUCAUCAUCAUCAUCACCAUCAUCAUCAUCAUCACCAUCAUCAUCAUCAUCAUCAUCAUCAUCAUCAUCAUCACCAUCAUCAUCAUCAUCAUCACCAUCAUCAUCAUCAUCAUCAUCAUCAUCAUCAUCAUCAUCACCAUCAUCAUCAUCAUCAUCAUCAUCACCAUCAUCAUCAUCAUCAUCAUCACCAUCAUCAUCAUCAUCAUCAUCAUCAUCAUCAUCAUCAUCAUCAUCAUCGUCGACAUCAUCAGCAUCAUCCCCAUCCUCUUUCUCCUCCUCUUCCUCCUCAUCCUCAUCCCCAUCCUCAUUAUCCCUACCCUCCUCCUCCUCCUCCUCCUUCUCCUCUUCUACCUCCUCUUCCUCAUCCUCAUCUUCCUCAUCCCCAUCCUCCUUCUCCUCCCCUUCCUCCUAUUCCUCCUCAUCCCCAUCCUCAUCUUCCUCAUCCCCAUCCUCCAUCUCCUCCUCUUCCUCCUCUUCCUCCUCAUCCCAAUCCUCCUUCUCCUCUUCCUCCUCAUCCUCCUCUUCCUCCUCAUCCCCAUCCUCAUCCUCAUCCUCAUCCUUAUCCCCAUCCUCAUCCUCCUCAUCCCUA